Molecule: messenger RNA, 1535 nt
Organism: Aaosphaeria arxii CBS 175.79
Lineage: Eukaryota; Fungi; Ascomycota; Dothideomycetes; Pleosporales
Exons: 2
Coding region: 159-1352 (397 amino acids)
Biological process (GO): protein phosphorylation; positive regulation of Ras protein signal transduction
Molecular function (GO): protein serine/threonine kinase activity
Source: RefSeq, a predicted model, not a curated record
UGACGGUGCCAUAGGAUAGGAUAGUGGAUAACUAGCACAAGCACAAGUACAACUGAUACUCCACGGCGAAUAUCACCGUUGAGUCAUACCUCGCCACAUUUCACUCAUUCAUAGAUGCUCUCUUCUUCUACCUGCGUUGUUGUACGUUCUUAAUCGCAAUGUCGUUCCAAGCGACGGCUGCGCGCUCGUCACGCAUAACGAAACCAAGAAAGCAAUCUGCGGCAUCUGCGUUAGGACUGCGACGAACAACGUCCUCUCCAUCUACAACCAGUACUCGGCGGAAGACUUCUCAGCCUACGAGAUCGACUAGCUUUGCAGGUGAAGAUGAAAAGUUAGAUGAUACCGGGGAGAUUGCUUCAUUGGCUGCAGACCUAAAUUUCCGCGAUGUACCUCAAUAUAUGGAAUACAUCCGCAAUAGGAUGUUUCAAGAUAUCCCACAGACCGGCGCAGGAAUGAAUUCGACUAGAAUUGCAGAAGUACUGAAUUACAGAAAAGCCUUACCCCCCAUAGUCACGAUAGCACACAUUGAUGCUUUAAGCUCGUCAUCAACCACCACCGAGCGCGAGAUUGUGGAACUGGCUCAAGCUGGCGUCCUUCGUCGGGUAAUCAUACCCAACAGAGGCGUAGGUGCAGCUGCCGUUGGCGAUGGAAUUGCUUCGGUAAUAGAAUGGCAGAGAUUAAUUCGCUCCCACCCGGAUCUGGAUGCCGACCUGAAGGAGAAAUAUAUCGCGGUCAUGAACUCGAACCCGACGACGACGGCUAUACCAAGUACAGCUUUUACACCUGCUGAGUUGUCAGCACUCACUGCAUCUGGUUUUCUCACGAGUUGUGCGUCUCCGGAUAAUCGCUCUUCACUCUUUGCAUCACCCGGGGCUGGAAGUCUAGGGACUCUCGCUUCUCUAUCGUCUGCUGGGUCUCGCCAUGCCGCUGGAUCUCUGGCUGCUGUAGGCGGUGCCGAAGCAACAAAGCAUAUGGCAGGAGGUGGAAUUGGCCAUCGAAAGAUGCCGAUAUCCUAUUACAACUUUUCCCUUCCGCAUACAGGAUCGCACAUGAAGCUUCUCGUCGAAGCACGCACGCAUUUUCUGAGCCUCUUGAACAAAUCCAAACAUAAGGAGGCUCCCUUCGAUAUCAUGCGCGAACGCUGGGACGGCGGGAUCCCUGCUCAGGACCAACAGGCGAGAGCCAAACGAGCAAGGGGCGAGUUCACUGGCGUACUCCCUAGACGGACGAAGAAAUGGAAACACUUUUACGGCAUGCGGUUUGAGUGGAUACUAGAAGAAUGCGUAGGCGCAGGCCUGGUCGAGUGUUUCCAGACGGGCAGUGUGGGCUUAGCUGUGAGGACAAUUACCUGAUGGAUUCCCUUCCAUGACGCUCCUUAUCUGGACUUCUCAAUGCCUUUCGUGGCGACGAUUCUAGACGCAGCCUUUCAAUCCUGCUGCUGAUGAAGUUCUUGAGAGAUCUUUCAGCCAUGUUAACAAGAACACUCGCCUUUGUCGCUUCUGCACAACUUGCCUUCCACAUUCUCAACCUCAUCC